Messenger RNA from Triticum turgidum subsp. durum (durum wheat), 4365 nucleotides. NCBI's taxonomy places the organism in Eukaryota, Viridiplantae, Streptophyta, Magnoliopsida, Poales, Poaceae. The record is from the annotation of a GenBank genome assembly.
AUGGCACAGAUGGUUCGACGAUGCUAUGACGACAACCUGACUACUCCGAUGCUGCUGCAGUGGUAUAUAUGCUUCGACGACGGCUGCGACAAUGUAAAGGACACUACUCUAAGCAUUGCUAUAUCAAAGCAACCAUUUGGGAGGAGGGAUCCAAGCAACCGCGACUCCAUUAGCUUGCUAGCACAAAAUCCAACAAACACUAACAAUCAACGUCAAGAGGUUUGUCUCGCAGGGGCUGGUGUUCGCGAGAUUCCCGUUGGUUCCCGCGACCCCGCGCGCAGUAUCCCCUGGGCGGGCUCGUCCGCCAUGUUUCCGCCCAAAGGUCCCAAUCCCUACGGGCAGCAGCCACCAUACGGCGGGCAGCAAUCUUACGGCGGCCAAAUCAUGUGUGGCAGGUUCUCAUCUUUUAUGUGCGCAAAAACCUGCGCUCUUUUGCCCUACUUUUGCGUGCAGCCUGGUAGCAGUGGAUUUGGGGCCUCAGCUGCGGCAGGUGCCCGCGCCGGACAGGGUGCUGCUGGGCAGUAUGGAGGGCCUUACGCGUCGGUGUAUGGCACACAGCAGGUUGGGGGAGUUGGUGGCAAAGGUCCGGAUUCUUCUAGUCUUCCUAGCCUGCCACCUCAUACAUCUUCACUAUCUCAGUCAUCCAAGUUCUCAUCUGGAUCUGCAGGGUCUAACUUGGCAAGACCAAACGAUGACUAUAUGGCUGUGCGUGGAUAUGCACAGAAGCUAGACCAGUAUGGUACCGAUUACACAUCAGAGAGAAGAAUGUAUGGUGAACACUCAGCUAAUCUUGGCAGGAGGGAUGGCCUUACUGAUUUGGAUAGAAGAUAUCCUGAUCAUAUACCUGCAGCCCAUCAGAUUCAUGACCGUGUAGAGCAGGGUUCAACAAUGCGCCAUCAGCCACUUCUGAAAGCUCAGCUGGCGCCUGUGUCUGAUAUGAGACAAGCCGAUUACUUUGCAGGAAGGUCCGCUCCAAUCCAUCAAGAAUCUCAGGAAAUUGGUACAUAUGGAAGGGCUGAAGCUGACCAUCGCAACUUGUCCAUUCUUGGGAAUGUUCCAUAUGGAGGACAACAGACAUCAUCAUUGUUGGGUGGCGCCCCUAGGACAAACAUUGAUAGUCUUGGCUAUGGGCAAGGAUCAUCAAGCAGUGGUUAUGGGAUGAGUCUGCCCCCUGGUCGUGACUAUGCCUCGGGGAAAGGCCUUCUCCAUCCAUCUUCAGAUUCUGAUUACCGUGACAACAUCUUACCCCGUGCACGUCAAGGCAUCUCCAUGGUCGAUGAACGUGCAAUUGACCGGAUUGGUUAUCGUCGUGAGCUGGAUCUAAGAGAUGAGGAACGUCGAAGGGAUCUGCUACUUGAAAGGGAAAAGGAGCUUGAACGGGAACGGGAACGGGAGUUGCGGGACCUUCGAGACCGUGAAAGAGAAAGAGACCGUGAAAGAGAAAGAGAACGUGAAAGGGAAAGGGACCGUGAAAGAAUAAGGGAACGUGAAAGAGAAAGGGAGCGGGAGCGUCAAAGGGAACAUGAAAGAGAACGUCUUCGCGAGCGCCGCGAGAAGGAGAAGGAGCGGAACAAGAAGCAUGUAGCUGAUUCAAGGCGUGAGCGCACUCCACCUAGAACCCCUGGUGAUCGACGACGUUCUUCUUCUGUUAGGCAUCGUUCACCUAUUAAAGAAAUAAAGCGAGAAUAUUUGUGCAAGGUUUUGCCAUUUCGUUUGGUGGAUGAGGAGAGAGACUGUUUAUCUUUGACAAAAAGAUAUCCUAGGCUAUCAGUUAUUCCAGAUUUUUCUAAGAUUGUCUUGAACUGGGCUAAAGAAAGCCUAAAUCUUUCGCUGCAUACACCAGUGAGCCUGGAGCAUGCCAUCUGUGAAGAUGACGAUAAAGCUGAUGAAAGCGCACUGGUCUCUUCUGAGAAUACAUCAAGCACAAAGACCCCUGAAACGAUUUGGAAUGCAAAGGUACUUCUGAUGAGCGGUAUGAGCAAUGGCGCCUUUGCUGACAUAACGUCGAUGAGAAGUACUGAGGAACGAGUGGUGCACUUGAACAAUAUCUUAAAAUUUGCUGUAUUCAAGAAGGAUCGUUCACUUCUUGCUAUCGGAGGCCCUUGGAAUGCAGCACUUGAUGGUGGAGAUCCAGUGGUUGACUGUUCUUGCUUGAUUCGAACGGCUAUCAGAUAUGUGAAGGAACUGGUUCAAGUCGAUCUAUCUAAUUGUACCAGUUGGAAUCGUUUCCUCGAGGUCCAUUACAACAGAGUUGGCAAUGAUGGACUUUUUAGUCACAAAGAAAUUACUGUACUGUUUGUGCCAAACCUGUCGGAAUGCGUACCAUCUAUGGAUAUAUGGAGGGACAACUGGAUCGCAUACCGAAAAUCAAAGAUAGAAAGGGAGCAGCUGAUUAUGAAGAAGGAAAAGAGCCCAGGUGAUCCAAAGGAACAGAAACAAGUUUUAGAGGAGCCAAGCGAUGCUAAAAGUACGAAUGAUCAAUUGAAGGAGGGUGAUGGUGCUGCUAAGAUUGAGAAAAUUGAUGCUGAUAUGGAAAUGAAGGAGGGUGAUGGUGCUGCCAAGAUUGAGAAAAUUGAUGCUGAAAUGGAACUGAAGGAGGGUGAUGGUGCUGCCAAGAUUGAGAAAAUUGAUGCUGAUAUGGAAGAGCAGGGCAAAGAUGGAGAUGUCAAUCUUGCUGGUGAUGGUGGGAAGAAUCCUGACAAUGUUGGGGAGCAAGUUGAGAAGACGGUGGGGGUUGUUGAAGAAAACACUUCUGGUGAUGCUUCUGUUGACCAUGUCACUGAGGAUAAAAAGCCCAUGAAAAAGAAAAUAAUAAAAAAGGUUGUGAAAGUUGUUCGAAAAAAGCCAACUGCUGAAGCUCCAGUGGAUAAAUCACCUCAGGUUGACAAGAAUGCUGUGGCAGAAACUGCGAGCAAAACCGUCGAAAAGCACAUUGAACAGAAAAGUGAGGAUCUUGGGAAAGAGAAGGCGGGAGCUGGCAUCGUUCAACAGCCUGAGGCUAAGAAAACUGGGAAGAAGAAGGUCAUUCGCAGGAUUGUUAAAAGAAAAGUUCCUGCUUCAGCGACUGAGCCAACAGCCCUUGCUGCACCUGCUGAGACAGAUAAGGUUAACCAGCAGGAAGUUGUGGAACAGAAAGAUCCAAAAAUUGAUGAAACAGACGGGAAGAGUGUCAAGAAAACGGAUGACAACGAAACAAAGGAUAAAGACCAGAAGAUGGACUCAAAGAAAAAGUCGCCCAUUGACACCAAAGAAAAGAAGAAGUCUGAUGAACCUCCUAAACACCCAGGAUUCAUUCUCCAGGCCAAAAAGAGCAAAGAAUAUAAACUCCGGUCAACAUCCCUUUCAUUGGAUGGCCUCCUGGACUACACCGCCAAUGAUACAGAGGAGUCUGUAUUUGAGCUUUCUUUGUUUGCUGAGUCUUUCAGCGAAAUGCUUCAAUACAGAAUGGGUUGUGUGAUCCUGUCUUUUCUUGAGAAACUUUACAGGCAGUAUGUUGUGAGGAGGAAUCAACGUAAGCGCCAAAGAGAGGAAGAUCUAAAGAAGGAAGACACAAUAUCCUUGGAGAAGCGACUAAAGACAACUGAUGAAAAUGUAACUGGAAGUACCUCAGGUAACCCAGGUAAAAAUGAUGAAACAAUAAAAGAGGGUGGAGAAAAGAUAAUUGGUGAUAAUUCAUCAGCUUCCCAUGAGCAACUGGUAAAAGAGGAUGACGAGAAGAUGAGUACAGAUCAUGCUGCCCAGGAUGAAAUGAUGAAAGAGGGUGAGGAAAAGAUUGACGCAGAUCAGUCAGCAGCUGCCUGUGAUGAACCUAAAGCUGAUGAGAAAAUGGAGGAAGAAGAUCCUGAAUAUGAAGAAGAUCCCGAUGAAGUAGAAUAUGAAGGCGACGAGGACAUGGAUGAUGCCACUGCUGAAGAGCCGGCAGAAGCACAGAAUGAGGAUAACUCAAACGAAAGAGAAACCAAGCCAGAAGAGGUAACUGCAGAAGAUGAUGGAAAGAGGACAACGGAGAAUCUUAAGUUGGAAAAAGCAGAAGAGGACAAGCAGUCUGUAGCAGAGAAAGGAGAUUUGAAAGAAGUUGAAGAGAAAUCUGUUGGUAAGGAGGGAAAGAUAUCUGGUUCACAAAAAGGAGAUUCAGCGAAACAUGAUGUGGUUGAUAAGGACCUGUUGCAGGCUUUUAGGUACUUCGACCAAAACAGAGUUGGUUAUAUAAAGGUGGAUGAUUUAAGGUGCAUCCUUCACAACUUGGGGAAAUUUUUAUCCAACAGGGAUGUGAAGGACAUGGUUCAAAUUGCUCUUGCUGAGAGCAAUUCUGCAAGGGAUGGUCGCAUUAUCUAUACAAAGCUUGUCAAGAAAGCUGACCUCUGA